This is a messenger RNA of Telopea speciosissima, 1084 nucleotides long. Its product is annotated as cyclase-like protein 2. Lineage: Eukaryota; Viridiplantae; Streptophyta; Magnoliopsida; Proteales; Proteaceae. The coding region runs from base 66 to 914 and encodes 282 amino acids. Gene Ontology annotation, molecular function: arylformamidase activity. The record is from RefSeq and is a predicted model, not a curated record. The transcript has 6 exons.
UAGUUCGGUUUUCCAGUUUAUGACUUCCACGCUCAGACGCUCUGAUCCUUCGCUGCUUCUGCACCAUGGGAAACCGGAUGAAAGCUCCCUUGAUUCUUCUUCUCUGCUUGGAGAUGAUGGCGUUCGUUGUCCUCUCCCUGGCCUCCUCUUCAGUCCCCAAUAACGCCUACCCGUCGGCAUUCGGUGACGAUUCUGGUUCCGGUUCUUGUGCGCCGAGAGAGGGCGUUCUUGUACCUCCUCGGAGGGAAGUGUAUGACGAGGGAAGGAUCUUUGACAUCAGCCAUAAAUACAGAGAGGACAUGCCCACCUGGGGUUCCUCAGAGGGGCUGGGACGGUUCCUUUGGCUUCCUGCAAGCAUGAAGAAUGGAUCCCUUGCCAACAACUCCGAGAUGAAGAUGCCAACCCACACCGGCACCCACGUCGAUGCCCCAGGGCACGUCUUCGAUCACUACUUCGAUGCUGGUUUCGAUGUUGACAGCCUCGACCUUGCCGACCUAAACGGUCCUGCACUGUUAGUUGAUGUUCCAAGGGAUAAAAACAUUACUGCGGAUGUUAUGAAAGACCUAAAUAUUCCUAGAGGUGUACGUCGUGUUCUCUUCAGAACAUUAAACACUGACAGGCGACUUAUGUGGAAGAAGGAGUUUGACACAAGCUAUGUUGGAUUCAUGAAAGAUGGUGCCAAAUGGCUAGUGGAGAACACUGACAUCAGGCUUGUGGGAACUGACUACUUAUCUGUUGCUGCCUAUGAUGAUUUAAUUCCUUCCCAUCAUGUCUUUCUAGAAAGCAGGGAAAUCAUUCUUGUCGAAGGCCUGAAGUUGGAUGACAUCAAGCUGGGAAUAUAUUCUGUGCAUUGCUUACCUUUAAGGUUACUUGGUGCUGAGGGAUCACCGAUAAGAUGCAUUCUCAUCAAGUGAUAAAUUUUUCUUGUAAGUUUCAUGUAGCAAAGUAUUUAUCAAAGUUGUUUCUUCUAAAACUGUAAUAUGUUUUCGAUUUUUGCACUUUUGACACAGUUGAAAAAGUAUAAUACUACAUAUUGUAUUAUUAUUUUUAUGUAAAGAACUCAAGAGGGACCUAUAAUUUGGGC